AUGUCUUCCACCGACCAGACAAUCGUUCUCAUCACCGGCGCUAAUGGCGGCAUCGGUUUCUCACUCGCCACCCAACUCCUCGAAAACGCUAAAUACCUCGUCCUCCUCGGCAGCCGCUCUGCCAAGAAGGGUGAUGCUGCUGUGAAAGAGCUCCAGGGAAAAGGCUUGCCUGGGAAAGUGGAGUUGCUGCAGAUCGAUGUCAGUGACGAGGCGAGUAUCCUGAAAGCGAAGGAUGUGGUCGAGGGGAAGUAUGGCCGCAUCGACGCCCUCGUGAACAACGCCGCCAUAACCGGCGAAGCACCCGCCUCCUCCUCGCUCUUCACCCGCAUGACAUCCGCCUUCCUGACCAACGCCACCGGUCCAGCUGUCAUCGUAGAAACGUUCGCCCCUCUCCUCGCGAAAAGCGCGGAGAUGGGCAAGACGCCGCGAAUCCUCAAUGUGUCGAGUGGAGCCGGGAGUAUUGGGCUCAGGAGCGAUAGGACGAAUCCGCAUCAGGCUAUGAAAAACUUCCAAGGCGGCGCUGAACAUGCUUACUGCGUGUCAGGACUAUGA
Molecule: messenger RNA, 552 nt
Organism: Alternaria viburni
Lineage: Eukaryota; Fungi; Ascomycota; Dothideomycetes; Pleosporales; Pleosporaceae
Exons: 4
Coding region: 1-552 (183 amino acids)
Molecular function (GO): oxidoreductase activity
Source: RefSeq, a predicted model, not a curated record